AUGAGGUCGUCCAUGCUGGUCCUGCUCCUCAUGGUCAGUGCCCAGGCAGUGGCCACCAUGGGAGGGGACUUCUGCCCCCCGGUCUCCGCUCAGCAGCAAGGCCCUGCCCCCAAAAGGACCCCUAACUCUGCCCCCACCGUGGAUCCCAAACUGUUCACCAAGCGACGCUACCGCUCGCCCCGCGUUCUCUUCAGUGCCCAGCCGCCCGACACUGAGCCCAUGGGACGCCAGGGGUCCGGGGCCAGCAGGGCAAGGCGCAGGGUUGGUCAGCCGAAGCACCGGGGGGUGUACUCUGUGUGUGAGAGCAUCAGCGUCUGGGUAGGCAACAAGACCAAGGCCACGGAUAUAUCUGGCAACGAGGUGGAGGUGCUCCCGGACGUGAACAUUAACAACGUGAAGAAGAAGCAGUACUUUUUUGAGACCACGUGCCGUGGCGCACGGGGAGGCAGUACUGGCUGCUUGGGCAUCGAUGGGCGACACUGGAACUCCUACUGCACCAACUCGCACACUUUUGUGCGGGCGCUGACUUCCUUCAAAAACCUGGUGGCCUGGAGACUGAUCCGCAUCAACGUGGCCUGUGUCUGUGUGCUCAGCCGAAAGUCCUGGCGACAGUGACCAUACUCUCACGGGUCAUGUGGUCACUUCAGUACUGACGACAGGACCACUUGGUACUAUCAUGUGGUCACUGCAGUACUGCAGUCCCAACCCCCCACCA
Molecule: messenger RNA, 715 nt
Organism: Oncorhynchus masou masou (cherry salmon)
Lineage: Eukaryota; Metazoa; Chordata; Actinopteri; Salmoniformes; Salmonidae
Product: nerve growth factor-like
Exons: 1
Coding region: 1-615 (204 amino acids)
Biological process (GO): negative regulation of neuron apoptotic process; regulation of neuron differentiation; peripheral nervous system development
Cellular component (GO): dendrite; synaptic vesicle; axon
Molecular function (GO): nerve growth factor receptor binding; growth factor activity
Source: RefSeq, a predicted model, not a curated record